UUCUACAACAACGGCUAUGGCAGACCAGCACAACAAGGCGCAAGGAGAAGGAGAACAAAGGGGUGCUGAGCGGGCUGCGUUGAUUGAGGAGGUACUCGGCUUGCAAACAGCAUUGGACGCGCUCUCUGAGCGGGUGGACGAAGUUCGGGAGGAGAACGUUGGCCUCAAGCAACAGAACCAGCAAUUGACCCAGUACAUUGAAAACGUGAUGGCUGCUGCCACGACAGAGACAAGCGCAAGCCAGGGCAACACCACCACUGCCAAUGGGAGCAGCCGCAACAGCAGCAGCUCCACCUCACGCUGACAUGAUGCCUCUCCGCCAACCCGCUGCUCGUCUGCUCUUGUCCUUCCUCUUCAAGGGCAAUUUUGACGUUGACUGCCAAUUUUGACUUUGAUAGUAGACUGUUGUUGAUAUCUUCCUGCGAUGUUCCUGACCCGUGAAAUAAAGAGUGAUUUUAGCA
Messenger RNA from Salpingoeca rosetta, 461 nucleotides. RefSeq lists its product as uncharacterized. NCBI's taxonomy places the organism in Eukaryota, Choanoflagellata, Craspedida, Salpingoecidae. The transcript has 4 exons. The record is from RefSeq and is a predicted model, not a curated record. Gene Ontology annotation, cellular component: trans-Golgi network. The coding region runs from base 17 to 304 and encodes 95 amino acids.